Messenger RNA from Ictalurus furcatus (blue catfish), 4137 nucleotides. Its product is annotated as volume-regulated anion channel subunit LRRC8D. Lineage: Eukaryota; Metazoa; Chordata; Actinopteri; Siluriformes; Ictaluridae. Gene Ontology annotation, molecular function: protein binding. The record is from RefSeq and is a predicted model, not a curated record. The transcript is spliced from 7 exons. The coding region runs from base 589 to 3315 and encodes 908 amino acids.
GUGUGUGUGUGUGUGUGUUGUUUAUUUUUGUCUUCUCCGACACUGUUUGUGAAUAACAGUAUUGUCCUAACGGCUUUUGCCCCAUUGCCAUGGCAACCUCAGCAACCUCAAAGAGAAUCCCAGAAGCACGUGCUCCACUUUCCUGCGCGUGCGUGCUACUCCACUAACUAGUACGCCAGAAACAGUACGCGAGGAUAGGUCGCGAGCGUGCGAGUCGCCAUGACAACGCCCAAACAUGCGCACUACCGUCCUAAAAAGUGUUUAAACUCUUUUCUCCCUCUUCACGGAGGAGCGGACCCGAGCGAACCGGACUGCACCGGCCCCAGCUGUUUAACGGCCCUGUCCCAAACCGCUGCCUACUCUAGUGCACUACUGCAGGGCUACAGGUCUGGUACACCCCGCACGGUGCACUGCACGGCUAGCUACUGCCCUAUACACGCGGUGUCUAUCUUACACCCCAUAGUGCGCCUUUCUAGGGAGUAGGGUGCUAUUUGGGAUUCGGCCCAUGUCAUUCAUUUUGUGAUUCUCUGUAAGCGGCCAAAGCUGUUCAUGUCGGACAACUAAAACUUUCUCACUUUCCUAGCAGUGAUGUUCACUCUGUCAGAGCUCUGGUCUGUUACUGAGAGACAGGGUCACUAUAAGCUGCUGAAGCCAUGGUGGGAGGUCUUCAUGGACUAUCUGGUGCUCCUCAUGCUCAUGGUGUCAAUCCUGGCCGGGACUCUAUUACUCUCACAGGACGGGGUGGUGUGUGUCCCCAUACGCUCCACCUCAAGCAACUCCAGCGCUUCUUUUGGAAUUCCCUCAGGUCCUGGUACACCUCAUACUGCGUCAAAUGUCCCCAUAUCCAGGAGUCUGGCUACAGGCAUUCGGACUGACCUUGACUACCAGCAGUACAUCUAUGUGAGCACCGUGUGCUACCACAAAGCUCUGCCGUGGUUCUCACGCUUCCUGCCCUAUGUCACCUUACUGCAAUCGUUGCUCCUGCUGGCUAGUGGUUCCUUCUGGUUCCACUUUCCGCUCACCUCUGCCCGCAUUGAGCACUUUUUAGCCAUCCUUGCCAAGUGCUGUGAGUCGCCCUGGACCUCCAGGGCACUUUCCCAUGCUGCCAAGCUGGACAGAGCACAUCACAGUCUCCCAUCAGAUGAGGACAAAGUGACAAGGACCCAAGUGCCACACAUUCCUAAAUUCUUUACUCGACAGUCCAGCCUUGACUCCGGGACUGACAGCCCCCUGCUGGCCAGGAUGGGUAGUACCUCCACCCAGCCUUCUCCAUGUCCAUCCAAUUUGUCACACUGCUCCACACUGUCCUCUAUCUCAAUCCUAGAACCUGCUUCUCUGCAUAAGGCAGCUACUGUUCUUCCAGAAGGUUCUAGCACCGGGCCCACGCUGGACCGGAGUGACGGAGAACAGGCCAGAGCGCUGUUUGAGAGAGUCCGCAGGUUCCGGGGACACUGCGAGAGCUCUAAUAUCAUUUACAAGGUGUACACAGCUCAGACGGUGUUCAAAGUGCUGAAGUUCAUUGUGAUUGUGAGCUACACCACACCUCUACUGGGUUCCAUCUCUUUUACUCACACCUGCGAGCCCCAUUCCCACGCUUUAACAGGAUACCAGACCUUCCAGUGCAGCCACCUGCUAUCAUCUGUCCUGCGCAAGCUGAUGAAAGCCUACAUCUGUCUCGUGGGCCUUUACGGCCUGCUGGGUGUCUACACCCUUUUCUGGAUUUUCCACAACUUUCAGUCGAGCAUGGAGAUGAAUGCUAACAAAAGCGUCAAUAGAAGUGGUGCUAUUGAGCAACUAGCAACAGAGGAUCUGCUACAGAUUACGUCUCUGAGACAGUACUCGUUCCAGCAUCUGCGUGAAAUAGGUUCCAUGUUGGACGCUCCAGACCUGUGUAAUGACCUGGCCUUCUUGUUACACAUGACGGAUCAGUACGACCCCCUGCUGGCUCAGCGUCUCUCAGUUUUCCUGUCACCUGUCAGUGAGACACGGCUCAUGGAGGAGAACUUGGAGCGUCGUUGGAACGCCGCCCGUCUGCGCUCAAUGAUAACCUCCGAUCACAAGGGGCGCGCUCUGCUGCAGCUGGUGGCCGUUCCUCAUCUCCCUCCUGCACUCUUCACCCUGAGCCAGCUGGAAGUGCUGAAGCUGGAGUUAAUUGGAGAUGCUAAGCUAACAGCACAGAUCUCCAAUAUGACUGCCUUGAGGGAGCUUCACUUGUACCACUGCUCAGCUACUGUGGAGUCUGGUGCACUUAUAGUCCUCCAGGAGCGUCUAGAGUCUCUGCACCUCACCUUCACCCAAGCUGCAGAGAUCCCUGGCUGGGUGUAUUCACUGCGCAGCCUGCAGGAGCUACACCUGAGUGGACGAGUGGCCAGUGAGGGCACUAUCGGCCGUGGCUGGGCGCUGGGCAGCCUACGCUAUUUGCGCCACCUACGGGUCCUCGCGUUGCGUGGCAUGCUCCAGAGAAUCCCAUCAGAGCUGAGCGAGGUUGCGGGCAGCUUGGUGCAUUUGGAGAUCCACAACGAAGGUGCCAGGCUGUUGGUGCUAACAGGACUGCGACGUCUUGUGGGGUUGACUGAACUGGAGCUGCAGGGAUGCCAGCUGGAGAGAUUGCCUUCUGCUUUGUUAUCGCUAACAGGAUUGCGCAGUUUGGACCUGCAGCACAACUGCCUAAGGACACUGGAGGAACUGCUGGGACUGCAGCAUCUGAGGCGUCUUUCCUGCCUACGAUUGGCCCACAAUCGCAUACUGGCUGUUCCUACCAGCGUGGGAGUCCUGCGGGCCUUGGAGCUCUUGGACUUGUCACACAAUGAGCUGCGGAGUCUUCCACCAGCUCUUUUCACAAUCCAUCGACUCCGGCGCCUCCUGCUGGCUGGGAACCUGCUUGAGGAACUGCCUGCUGAAGUGGGGGCACUCACUCUCCUCACUGAGCUCGACCUGAGCAGGAACAGGCUCGAGAGAAUUCCAGAGGCACUUUUUGCCAACUGCAAGGAGUUGCGCAUUCUGAGUUUGGCCAACAACUCCCUAGGGUCGCUGAACAUGGGAUUGGGCUCUUUGAGGCACCUUUCCAAGCUGGAUGUACAAGGAAACAACCUUGAGGAACUGCCCAUUGAGCUUGGUUGCUGCUCAGGGCUCCGUGGAGGUGGUUUGCUGGUGGAGAGCUGGCUGCUCCACACUUUGCCAUGUCACAUCAGAGACUUCCUCCAGCAGCCAUCUUGUGCUUCUUCCAAAGCUAAUUCCCGCCCUUGUUCCGAUACAUUCCCUGCCUUCUCUGCCGCCCAGUGGAGCUUUCUCUCAUCUGUGGAAUCACGCAUAUAGUUGAGAAGAGAUCUGAAAAUGCUUUCAAUUUGAUGGUGAGAAAGUCAGUGAGUGUUUUGUUCGGCAACAACCACUGGCCCGAAUUCACUAGAAGGAUGUAGCAUCAAUGCUUUCAUGUUGAGAUUCAGUGAAAAGCAAAAUAUAGACUCCUUUCCACAUUCUAAUGACGGAUUAGUAACCCGAGCUCAAUUUUUAACAAAUUUUGGAACAGUUUUAUUCACUUUAUUGUUUUAUUAUUUUAAAAUCAGUAGAAAAAAGUCCUUUAUUUAACACCGCAUAUUAUAAAUCUAUGUUUAUCUGAAUGUAUUAAAUCUCACACUCACAAAAUUGUACUCUAAAUAAAUGAAUGCAAAUAUAAAAUGUCAUCAAAUGAACUAACUUCAGCUAAGCACGGCAAUGUCGCGAUGGACUGACGACUGCGUGAAAAACUGAUGGUUAAAAAAUUAUACAGGCUAAUAGGCUACUAAAGUCAUUACAAACUAACAGUAAGCCUACCCCAGAUUCUGAAGUCAGUUACUUUCAAAUCAAAGGCUACUAAAUCGUAUCGUAUACUAGAGUAGCAGAAUCCAGUGACUCGUAACAUAUCGUGUGAAAGCCUGAGGUUUACACCCCUACCGAGUGCUGUCUAUUUACAUUCAGGAAAUUCUUGUUUGGAUUUGAUAUUUAUAGUGUUUUUAAAUUGUCAGUAUAUAUUAAUGGGUGUAUUUUUUUUAAAGGUAAUGCAUUUGUAACUCCAUAAUUUAAUUUACAAUUAAAACAAUAACAUUUGACUAAUCUCUGUUUUUCAUUGGGUCUUCAUGUUCAUACUACACUCACUGUCCA